AUGCCAAUUGGCUCGGAACCACAUAAUACUCCUCCGCCUCCUCCUGGUGCUAUGUCUCCUGGAACUCAGGUAGUUGUAGGUCGUCAUACGGUCGCCAUUCAGGUUUUCCUGGCUGAAGGUGGAUUCGCCCAUGUCUAUCUUGUACGAAUGAAGGAAUUUCCAGAUCCUAUUGUAUUGAAACGAAUAGCUGUACCUGAUACAGAGAGGUUGAAAUCAGUCGAAAAAGAGAUCGUCUUCAUGAGACGGCUAGGAAGUCAUAAGAAUAUCGUCAGAUACUUUGAUUCACAGGUAUCACCUUUGCCCACUGGAGGAUUCGAGGCCCUCAUCCUGAUGGAAUACUGCCCAGGCGGAGGCGUUAUCGAUUUAAUGAAUAGGCGACUUCAACAGCGGCUUACUGAACCUGAGAUUCUGAAGAUAUUUGGGGAUGUUAGCGAGGCGCUUGCAUAUAUGCACUACUGCAAUCCACCAGCGUUACAUAGAGAUUUGAAGGUCGAAAAUAUCUUGAUUUCGGCAUCUGGAAGAUACAAAUUGUGCGAUUUUGGAUCAGCAUGUCUAUCAAAAGGCACCUAUGUUCCACAAACAUUACCAGAGAUUCAAAAGUUGGAAGAUGAUAUUCAAAGACAUACUACAUUACAGUAUAGAGCUCCGGAAAUGAUCGACAUAUACCAAAAACGACCUAUCAAUGAGAAAGCAGAUAUCUGGGCUUUGGGCGUAUUCUUGUAUAAGCUAUGCUACUAUACAACACCAUUUGAGGAGCAAGGGCCUCUUGCCAUUUUAAGUGCUAAAUUCACAUUCCCACCGCGUCCUCAGUUCUCUGACAACACAAGGAAUUUGAUCUCUUGGCUACUGAGCGAAGAUCAAGAUAGACGACCCAAUAUCUAUCAAGUUGUGGAGACAGUUUGUAAAUUAAGAGGAAAGGACUGUCCUAUCCGAAAUGUAUGUUGGUGCAAACAUUGA
Umbelopsis ramanniana AG is the source of this 957-nucleotide messenger RNA. RefSeq lists its product as uncharacterized. Gene Ontology annotation, biological process: actin filament organization; protein autophosphorylation; actin cortical patch assembly. Gene Ontology annotation, molecular function: protein serine/threonine kinase activity; ATP binding. The record is from RefSeq and is a predicted model, not a curated record. The transcript is spliced from 7 exons. NCBI's taxonomy places the organism in Eukaryota, Fungi, Mucoromycota, Umbelopsidomycetes, Umbelopsidales, Umbelopsidaceae. Bases 1 to 957 code for a protein of 318 amino acids. Gene Ontology annotation, cellular component: cytoplasm.